AGGAAUUUUGGGAUGCUUUUUUGGGAGCCUGUGGCAAACCCUGAUCUGGGAGGAGAUGUUAUCCCAGACAGGGAUAUCCAUGGAUACCUGGAGCUUUGAGGUGGCUCUUGGAGGAUCCAGGCUGACGUGAAAUGUGGGAUUUUAUAUUUUUUUUCCUAACGAAUGCCUUGUUUGGAAUGGCUGGAUCCCGGCACAGAGGAGGGAGGCCGGUACGUAGGAAUUUCAUCCCAAAAAUCCCAUCCAGGACUGCAUUUCCCAUGAGGAAAUUCCCAUGGGUCCCCCCCCUUGGCCUCCGGAUGGGCUCGGGGGGCUGUGGAAGGUGGGAAGAGGAGAAGAAGGAAGAUGGAGUCAAAUGGAUGCAGCUGGAGCACCGAGGGCCCUACUUUGUGCCCCCCUAUGAGCCCUUGCCCGAGGAUGUGCAGUUUUAUUACGACGGAAAACCCUUGAAGCUGAGCCUGGCCACGGAGGAAAUCGCCACCUUCUAUGCCAAAAUGUUGGAUCAUGAGUACACGACCAAGGAGAUCUUCCAGAACAACUUCUUCCAUGACUGGAGGAAGGAAAUGACCUCAGAGGAGCAGGAGUUAAUCAAGGAUCUGGACAAGUGUGACUUCAGGGAGAUCCACAAAUAUUUUGUGGAAAAAAAUGAGGCCCGGAAAGCGCUUCCCAAGGAGGAAAAGCAGAAGCUGAAGGAGGAGGCGGAUAAGAUCCAGGAGGAAUAUGGAUACUGCAUCCUGGAUGGGCACCGGGAGAAGAUUGGCAACUUCAAAACUGAACCUCCAGGGCUCUUCCGUGGCCGUGGGGAGCACCCCAAAAUGGGGAUGCUGAAGAAGAGGAUCAUGCCAGAAGAUGUCGUCAUCAACUGCAGCAGGGAUUCCAAGAUUCCCGAGCCCCCAGAAGGUCACAGGUGGAAGGAGGUGCGCUUUGACAACACGGUCACCUGGCUGGCCUCGUGGACAGAGAACAUCCAGAACACCUUGAAGUACAUCAUGCUGAAUCCCAGCUCCAAGCUGAAGGGGGAGAAGGACUGGCAGAAAUAUGAGGUAGCUCGGCGCCUAAAGGAUGUUGUCCACGAAAUCCGGGCUCAGUACAGAAAAGAUUGGAAAUCCAAGGAAAUAAAGAAGCGGCAAAGAGCGGUGGCCCUGUACUUCAUUGAUAAGCUGGCCCUGCGAGCUGGGAAUGAGAAGGAGGAAGGGGAGACUGCGGACACGGUCGGCUGCUGCUCCCUGCGUGUGGAGCACAUCCAGCUGCACCCCCAGCUGGAUGGGCAGGAGCACGUGGUGGAGUUUGACUUCCUUGGGAAAGACUCCAUCCGUUACUACAACAAAGUGUCCGUGGAGAGGCCGGUGUUCAAGAACCUGCAGCUGUUCAUGAAGAACAAGGACCCCACCGAUGACCUCUUUGACCAGCUCACUACACACUUCCUGAACAAACACCUCCAGGACCUCAUGGAUGGUUUGACGGCCAAAGUCUUCAGGACCUACAACGCCUCCAUCACCCUGCAGGAGCAGCUCAAGGCCCUCACCAACCCUGAAGACAACGUUGCAGGAAAGCUCCUGUCCUACAACCGAGCCAACCGAGCCGUGGCCAUCCUGUGCAACCAUCAGAGGUCUAUACCAAAAACCUUUGCCAAGUCCAUGCAAUUCCUUCAGGAAAAGAUUGAUGCCAAGAAGAAACAAGUGGAGGAAGCCCAGGAAGAAGUGAAAAAAGCUGAAGAUGAGUUCGAAGACACAAAAGAUGCCAAAGCAGAAGUGAACGUGGAGAGGAAGAAGAAGCUGUUGAAGAGGCUGGAGGAGCAAUUGGCCAGGCUGAACGUCCAGGCCACGGACAAGGAGGAGAACAAGCAAAUAGCUCUAGGCACAUCCAAGCUGAAUUACCUGGAUCCCAGGAUUAGCGUGGCUUGGGACACCUUCUGCUAUCCGAGGUUGCUCCAAGCUCCAUCCAGCUUGGCCUUGGACACCUGCAGGGAUGCAGUGGAGAGGACCCUGCUGGGUAACUGGUCCCCACUGGUGUCUUGUGGUCUGCACAGGUGCAAGAAAUUUGGGAUUCCCAUUGAGAAGAUCUACAACAAGACCCAGAGGGAGAAGUUUGCCUGGGCCAUCGACAUGGCCGGCGAGGACUUUGAAUUCUGAGCUGGUGCCUUCCAUGUUAAAUCCCAAAUCCUACUCAUUUGGUGCUGUUGGGAAGCCCUUUUUAAAAAUUUGCUGCUGCUGGGGACUGAGGGUUG
Molecule: messenger RNA, 2224 nt
Organism: Corvus hawaiiensis (hawaiian crow)
Lineage: Eukaryota; Metazoa; Chordata; Aves; Passeriformes; Corvidae
Gene: TOP1MT
Product: DNA topoisomerase I mitochondrial
Exons: 14
Coding region: 132-2129 (665 amino acids)
Biological process (GO): DNA replication; DNA topological change
Cellular component (GO): chromosome; mitochondrial nucleoid
Molecular function (GO): DNA topoisomerase type I (single strand cut, ATP-independent) activity; DNA binding
Source: RefSeq, a predicted model, not a curated record